Molecule: messenger RNA, 1594 nt
Organism: Anopheles merus
Lineage: Eukaryota; Metazoa; Arthropoda; Insecta; Diptera; Culicidae
Product: protein Fer3-like
Exons: 3
Coding region: 727-1587 (286 amino acids)
Biological process (GO): developmental process; regulation of transcription by RNA polymerase II
Molecular function (GO): protein dimerization activity; RNA polymerase II transcription regulatory region sequence-specific DNA binding; DNA-binding transcription factor activity, RNA polymerase II-specific
Source: RefSeq, a predicted model, not a curated record
GAAAAAUCUGAAAAGAUCCCAUUCUCAGUAAUAACCGAAUCUCGCCGUCUCGCUCCGGAGGGAAAACUUUGCCUCUGCCCUGCCCCGGUCAAUGUGAGAUCAUAGCGUUGUGGGUUGGAAAAUUUCAACUCCCUUUGCGUUCGAUUUGCUGCUGCUGCUGCUGCUGCGGAUGGUUGAUGCGGUGGCAGAGUGAAGGAAAGAACCAUUCGUGCAAGCUGCUACCACUCGCACCAAUCGUGGUACAACGAUGCAGAGGAAAACUGCCGUAACCCCGGGGAAAAGUUUUGCGAGCCUCCGGAAAGGAGACGAGACGACGGUUCACACAGAUGCAAGGAUAUUAAAAAUAAUGCUACCGUUCGUGGUGAUUUUCCUCCCCUUCGCCACACCACACACCAAAUCCACCGAAACACGGUACAGGGGCCUUCUGUUCCGGAUUUGGAAUAUUAAAUUCUCUGUCUGCAGCAUCCGCCAGUCGGUCCGCGACGUUCGUUCGGUGUGGGACACACAGUUUGAGGCCUCUGUCCGGAGUCCAGAGCAGUGGCUGGAACAUUUAGUAGUGUUGAGUGUGCUAAGAAGUUUUAUAUAUGGAAAUCCGUUCGAACGAAAGUUUCCGCAAAGUGUAAAUUAAUGUGAAAAAUAGCGAAACAAAUUGCUCAAUAAAAAACGGGCAAAACGGAUUUUAUUGAACGAAAAGGUCUACACAACAUUAGAACAAUAUCACACAGAAUGGAACCACCGUUUCCGCCGGAUGUGGCACCCUUUACGCCAAUCUGGGGCCAGGAAGCACCGUCACCGAUGGUACACUAUCCGGAGCUGAUGGCCGGCUUUCCGUGUGCAGAUUUAGCUAUCUGGCCCCGACAGCAGGUCGGCAGCUUUGUCAGCCAGCGGCUUUCGCCACGUGGCGCACAACCAGCACCGUCCAGUGGGUCGACAAAGAAAACGCGCCGCCGGGUAGCCUCGAUGGCACAGCGGCGCGCAGCCAACAUACGCGAACGGCGCCGCAUGUUCAACCUGAACGAAGCGUUCGAUAAGCUGCGCCGCAAAGUGCCCACCUUCGCGUACGAGAAACGGUUGUCGCGCAUCGAAACACUGCGCCUGGCGAUAACGUACAUUGGCUUCAUGUCGGAGCUGCUGGCCGGCACGCCCACCCACGACGGUCGUUCGCCCGAGCUAUACCCGGGUGUGCUGGCGACGACCGCCCAUCACGCCCCCCACCAUCACCAUCACCAGCAUCACCAUCAUCAUCACCAACAGCAGCAACAGCAGCACAACAACCAUUCGGCGCAACAUCAGCAAUCGCAGCCGCCACAACAAUCGCACCACCAUGCGCACCUACAUCACCAGCAGCAACCGUCGCAGCCACACCACAACCUGCAUGGAUCGGCCACGGCACCGGCAGGCUCGGUGGCAGCUGGAGCAACUACGGCAGCGACACACCACAUGCAUCAUCCCUCGCUGCAACGAGCGGCGGCCGCGGCGGCUGCAGUGGCCGCUGCUGCUGCUGCUGCAGGCGGCACGGGCACCGUCAAUGGUACUGAAUACCAUCCUGCGUACAGUACCGGAGCCGUACCGCACCAUGUGGUUUGAGCACGUG